Messenger RNA from Oryzias latipes (Japanese medaka), 2924 nucleotides. RefSeq lists its product as uncharacterized. The record is from RefSeq and is a predicted model, not a curated record. Lineage: Eukaryota; Metazoa; Chordata; Actinopteri; Beloniformes; Adrianichthyidae.
GGGAAUGAGUCAGACUGUUGUCCUCAAGCUUUGCAAUAUGUUAUUUUCUUUUGUUGUGUUUAAUGUUUAGAAUAAUAGUAAUUAAUAAUAAUAAUAAUUAAUAAUAAUUUAAAUUAAUAACAUUCCGCAAAAAACAAGCAAUUGGUAUUUAAGAACACACAAAAAAAUCAAAGUAAGUAAUACAAGUAUCCAUCCAAUCAAAUAAAACUGGAUCAAAGCCUUCUGUAGCAUUUUAUUUUUUCAUCUUGUGUUUGCACAGCUCAUUUUAUGGUUUACAAUCUGCUUUUCUCAUUUGAUUCAUUCAGCUUUUAUGAUGGAACCCAGAUUCAGAAGACUGGCUAGUGGCAUUCUGAAUUUGUCAGACUCAUCUGAAGCCUAUUCCUAUAAGAAGGCAAAAAAAGGAAAGCCAUGGAUGAAGCCCUUGUCCCCGGAAGCAGUACUGGAAAAGGCAACAAAGAACCUGCUGGAUCAUCAGGGAGAUCUUUCCAACAGAAAGCAUCUUCUUGGCUUCUUUGAGAUCCAGUUUGGUAUUUUCCAGGGCCAGACAUUCAAAUGGCUGCUGGAAAAUGCUUUAGGUUAUGCUGCCUACCUUGUUGCUGCUAUGAAGAGAGAUCCAACAGGGGGUAGUAAAGACACCAAGGAUCAUGCCAGCAACAAAGAAAGUUUCAGAGAAUACAUGGAAAUGUUUCCAUCUGCCAAAACUGCUGUGGCGAUGAAAGAGGAGCAGUGGUCACGAGAGAAGACACAGCCUAGUUUGUCCAGCCAGCCGGGACCAUCGAUGGCAUCCUCUUCUUCUCAGACUCCAUCAACGUCUAAUCCUUCUGCUGCAAGACCUCCCAGUUCACCAUCACACCCCAAAACUCCUCAGCCCAUCUCCACCGCGUCUCUCUCUUCCCUAUUAGUGGGUAAUUUGGCCAAGGACAAAAACAUUGAGAAAGCUGUAAAAAGGCUGGCGUCCCCAUUUAAAGUCAGACCCUCUUUGAUACAUGCACGGCCACAUUCCACAUCCACAACUUUAAACAAGCCAGCUGGAUCCCUUUCUUCCUCACCUGCGCUUGUAGGAUCCCCCUUCACCCUCGAAGCCUCCCCCUCCUCCUCCUCCUCCUCCCUCCCAGUCGCAGGACCCUCUUCCCCACACCCAACUGUGGAAACCUCCAUCAAUCCUCCACAGACCCCACCAGCCUUUGGCCCUAAAGCCAGUGAGGAGUUCUCCACCGCUGCAGGUCCAAAAACUCCCACCACAUUUCUACCCGUGUCGAGUGAAGUGGACGACAGCACGCUUCUGGCAGAAGCACUCAGAUGGGAUAAAUCUCACUCAGCAACACAAAGAGUGUGUCUUCCAGCCGGCUGGCUCCACACACUGCCUGAGGUGGACCAGAGAUGGAUGUCCAAAGCUCUUUUCAAAUGGACAGCGCAAGGACAUCCUGAACUGGACUUCAGCAGGGUGGACAGACUGUGGUGGUAUCCUCCACAAUUCCCAUUGCACGUCACCAAUGUCCCUCAGCCCGAAGACUAUUUUGGCAGCCCCCUCUUCCUUUGGAUGCCCCGAAAACUCUGGCAAGUCAAGCUGACAUGUCCUCAUUCAGAUUGCCACAAAGGGCUUCUGACCUCAUCUGGUGUUCAUCAGAAGAUCAGGCAAGUUAUUUCUCUGGACAUAACUUACUUUGUGGCAUCUGAAUAUUUAGUUUGCAAAAUAUGCAAAAGAAAGGUCAUCAGCUGGAGCCAUGCCAUCGUCUCCCAGCUGGAUGUGGGGCACAGGGGGCAGUUUCCCUGCAUCCUCACAUCCAAGCUUGCCUGUGACCUGAGGGUGGUCACUUUGAUGCGCCAGAGGGGUCUGGGAAACAGCAGCAGCCAGAUUAGGAAGAAGGUGCAGGAGAGUCAUUCAGAAGUGUGGCUGAAGAAGACUGUCCAGUACCUGACGGACUGUAAACAAGUCAAAGGGGCUGUUGAAAAGGGUCUCAUAAGACCAGUCACGUUUUCACCUCCCCCUCCAAUGCCUACUGUUCCAAAGCACAGGUGGAUGAUGCAGGUCUACGCCCAAGAUGUUCUCCAGAGGCUGACUGAGGUCAAGGCCUCAGUGACAUCAACUUAUGGACGCAUCUUGAAGCUGGACUCCACCAAGAAAGUGGCUCGGAAACUGGCUGGAAGGGGUUUUGGAACAGCGACCUGGGCAACAAAUGUUGGCAAUGAGCACGGCCAAAUAAUAAUGUCUGUGCUCACUGCUAGCGAAGGUUUUGGCCUGGGGCCAAUGAUUGAGGGACUCAUAGGGAGAUAUGCAGUGGCUGGGGUACCUCCCCCUGAAGUGCUUUACGUCGACAGAGACUGCUGUGGAAACACGCUUCUUCGGCGAAUGUUCCAGAAGUGGAAAGACCUUCACAUCCGACUGGACAUAUGGCACUUCAUGGGAAGGUUUUCGGUGGGCUGCACCACGGAUUCACACCAGCUGUAUGCGUCCUUCAUGAGGCGCCUCAGCCACUGUCUCUUUAUGUGGGAUGAGGAAGAUCUGACAGCCCUCAAGAUCGCAAAGCGCUCCGAACUUUCUGCCAGGCUCACCAAUCCCUCAGAUGCUGACGUGCUGAGGUCCAUUAGCCGCAGUGAGUUAGCCCUGCACUGCAGGAGAACGACACGUGGCUCUCAGGAGACUCUGGCUCUCAUCAAAAGCCUCAUCCAAGCUUUUGACGGGGACAAUGGCCGCGACACUCUGGGGGUUCCUCUGAUCAACUCGGAACGCAUGGCUGGCAUUUUAGCUGCUCAGGCAAAACAUGUGGCCUGCAUCCAGGACCCCCCAGGCAUCCAGCUGUACACCAGGACGGGAACAAUCCUGAAAGGAGGACAUCGUUUGCCCACAUACCGCUGUGCCAGAGGUUCAACAUCCCUUGAAUCUUUUCAUCUUCACCUGAAUAGGUUCAUCCCUGGAAAGUAGU